Mixia osmundae IAM 14324 is the source of this 426-nucleotide messenger RNA. RefSeq lists its product as uncharacterized. Lineage: Eukaryota; Fungi; Basidiomycota; Mixiomycetes; Mixiales; Mixiaceae. The coding region runs from base 1 to 426 and encodes 141 amino acids. The record is from RefSeq and is a predicted model, not a curated record. Gene Ontology annotation, cellular component: mediator complex. The transcript is spliced from 2 exons.
AUGGACAGGAUCACUCAAGCACAGGAUGCCGUCGACGAGCUAGGCGACAUCAUGCGCAAGAGCUUGCUCUAUCUCUCCACCAAAUCUGGCUUCGCUCAGAGCAACGCUUCCAUUCCUGUGACCGUUAGCUUGAGCACGGUCGACACAGCAGAAGUGCUUGCCGAGAACAGGGAGCUGCUUGUGGACGAGCUCGUGACAAAGGCAAAGCAGCUCAAGAUCCUCAUCGCUUCAUUACCGGAUCCUGUCAUGAUCGACGUGUCAGACGAUCAACUGGCGGCUUUGAGUACAGAGGCAGAGCAAGUGAACGCCGACUUUGACGGAGCGCUUCGCGAAUGCGGUAAGCCAGAUGUUCUGAUAACCCGGAAGCGGCUCAUAGGCAUGCAGAACAAGUCGAGCGCGAGUUGGAGGAUGUGCUCGAGCGGAUGA